GUGCAUGAGUGAGAAUGAAAGUGGAGGCACUGAUCACAGCUGUACUGUUACUGAGCUUAAGCUGCGCAGAGCUAGAGGAGAAGAUGAUUUCCUUUAGUCGGGGUGUUCAGCUUAUAGUUAAAGCCAUUAAAAUUAGGACUGUGGCUCCUAAAGUGCAGAUUUUGGCUCCUGUUGGACUCCAAACACCGACAUCUGAAAGAGUCAUACUUACCUGCGUCAUCAGAGAACUACAAAGCAAUCAAAUAAGCAUCACAUGGAAAAUUAAUAACACGGUUGUGUCACAGAAACACAGCAGUGGUGAGGUGUUCAAACAGCCUGAUGGAACUUUCACCGCAUUAGGAUUCUAUUUUGUACCCCUUCAUGACUGGAGGAGUGAUGAUGUAUACAGGUGUGAGGUGAAGCAAGAAGGAGUGAUCUACUAUGAAGAAGUGUGGCACUCUCUGUGUGACCAGUAUGUCAGCUAGUCAUUCCUUUUGUGCUUAUUUCUGGACAUUUCUUCUAUGCAUCAGAUUAUUGCACUGAGAAUUGUAUAUUCACUCCAGUAUGUUCAUACUCACUGUAUAUUCACUGUAGGUUCUUUUUGU
Pygocentrus nattereri (red-bellied piranha) is the source of this 584-nucleotide messenger RNA. RefSeq lists its product as uncharacterized. The record is from RefSeq and is a predicted model, not a curated record. NCBI's taxonomy places the organism in Eukaryota, Metazoa, Chordata, Actinopteri, Characiformes, Serrasalmidae. Bases 15 to 464 code for a protein of 149 amino acids. The transcript is spliced from 3 exons.